Messenger RNA from Oncorhynchus nerka (sockeye salmon), 4189 nucleotides. RefSeq names its product general transcription factor II-I repeat domain-containing protein 2-like. Bases 230 to 1258 code for a protein of 342 amino acids. The record is from RefSeq and is a predicted model, not a curated record. The transcript is spliced from 2 exons. Lineage: Eukaryota; Metazoa; Chordata; Actinopteri; Salmoniformes; Salmonidae.
GCAACUCUUUUUAAAUGUGAGUCUGAGCAGAAACACCAUUGCCGAGAGAGUAGACCAGUUGUCCAUCAAUCUAAAAGAGCAGCUUGUGAAAAAGGGAAAAGAUUUUAUUGCAUAUUCCUUGGCUGUGGAUGAGAGCACCGACAUUUCUGACAUUGCCCAGUUGUCAAUUUUCAUCCGCGGAGUGGACUCCAACCUAAGCGUGACAGAGGAGUUUUUGGCUUUACGUCCUAUGCAUGGCACAACUACGGGGCAUGAUUUGUAUGAAGAGGUGUCAAGAUGUGUAAAUGAGAUGGAGCUGCCUUGGGAAAAACUCGUGGGUUUGACAACCGACGGAGCACCUGCGAUGUGUGGACACAGGAGCGGACUGGUGGCGAAGAUACGGGAAAAGAUGCAAGAGGAAAACGCGACAGGUGAGCUGACAGCUUAUCAUUGUAUCAUACACCAGGAAGCGUUGUGCGGUAAAGCCUUGAAAAUGGAGCAUGUAAUGAGCAUCAUCACGCGCACAGUUAACUUUAUCAGAGCCAAAGGUUUGAAUCACCGCCAGUUCAAGGCAUUUCUGACGGAGUUAGAAACGGAGCAUGGUGAUUUGCCUUAUCACACAGAGGUGCGAUGGCUAAGCCAGGGAAAGGUGCUUCAAAGAUGUUUCGAGCUUCGUGAGGAGAUUUGUCUGUUCUUGGACAGCAAAGGGAAAGACACAACACAACUCCGAGACGAAAUGUUUCUGUGUGAAAUGGCUUUUCUGUGUGACAUUACGAGUCAUCUGAAUGCAAUAAACUUGCAGCUGCAGGGUCGGGAUCGUGUCAUCUCUGAUAUGUACAGUACAGUGAAGGCAUUUAAAACCAAACUGACUCUGUGGGAGACGCAGAUGCGGAAAGAAAAUUUGAGCCACUUUCCCAGCUGCCAGACCAUGAAAGAGAAGCUCUCUACCAGUGCGUUCCCGAGCACACAGUUGGCUGAUAAAAUAGGUAUGCUUGCCGCUGACUUUCGACGCCGAUUUGCUGACUUUGAAGCACAAAAAAGCAGGUUGGAACUGCUCGGUAACCCAUUUGCUGUUGACGUGGAAAGCUCACCACCAAACCUCCAAAUGGAGUUGAUUGACCUCCAAUGCAAUGAUGCACUGAGGGCAAAAUAUGCGGCAGUGGGUGCUGCGGAGUUCGCCCGUUUCCUCCCGGCACAAUGCCCCAGCUGCGCAUCCAGGCUGCUCAAACGUUGUCUAUGUUUGGCAGCACAUACCUGUGUGAACAACUGUUUUCUUUGAUGAACCUGAACAAAACAUCACACAGAAGUCGACUUACUGCUGAACACCUCCACUCAAUUCUGAGGAUUUCUUCAGCUCAGAGCCUUACCCCGAACAUUGAUGAACUUGUGGAAAAGAUGGGACACCACCAAGUAUCACCCUCAACCUCAAACAAGUGAACAUUACUGUGCAAUCACAUAUUUAGAGUUUUUACUCAGUUCAAGUUUAAAAGUUAAAAUUUAAUAUUUGUUUUCACUGCAUGUUACUUCUCCUUAAACAAAGUGUUGUUUUUGAUUAAUAGAUUUUUGCACUUUAUUUUUUUGUAUUUCAAUCCAAUUAUAUUUUAAAAAUAUUUCAGUUGAGUGGAUGAUAGAAAAUUGCUAUUAUUGUUUUUUCUUUGAAGUAAAUUUAGCCCACUUUUGCUAAAAUAGAAAAUAUAGUCUACUGAUGGUGCCUUGAAUACCGGUUUCUUUCAUUUAAUGUUCAUGUUAUGGGGAUAUUUAUAUAAAGGAAAUUUGUCUUUUGUGUCUGUUGAAAAUUAAAGAUUACUGACAGAGCCAUAAGAAAAUAUUGCUUUAUUUAUCUGAUCAUAUUGUAAUAUAUUUGUUAGGUUUUCAGUAGGUUCAAUUAGGUUCACUAGACUAUAUGCGUCAUUUAAAAAAUUUUCAAUGAACAUUCGAACAGUCCGGCCCUCGUCUUGUAGCUGAUUUUUUUAUUUGGCCCUCCGUCCAUUUGACUUUGACACCCCUGGUGUGGAGGCAUUGGCUUGAGGGGGCUAAACACCCUUUUCUCAUUUGGACUGACCACCGCAAUCUGGAGUACAUCCGGCAGGCGAAGAGAUUGAAUCCUCGCCAGGCAAGGUGGGCCAUGUUUUUCACUCGUUUUGUGUUUACUCUUUCUUACAGACCAGGCUCCCAGAACGUUAAGGCAGACGCAUUGUCUCGGCUGUAUGACGCAGAGGAGCGGUCCAUGGAUCCCACUCCCAUACUCCCAGCUUCGUGUCUGGUGGCGCCAGUAGUGUGGGAGCUGGACGCGGACAUUGAGCGGGCGUCACGUGCAGAGCCCUCUCCCCCCGAGUGUCCAGCUGGUCGUCUGUACGUUCCGUCUGCUGUCCGCGACCGAUUGAUAUAUUGGGCUCACACGUCACCCUCCUCUGGUCAUCCUAGGAUAGGUCGGACGAUGCGGUGUCUUGAAGGAAAGUACUGGUGGCCCACUUUAGCUAAGGAUGUGAGGAUUUAUGUUUCUUCCUGUUCGGUGUGCGCCCAGUGCAAGGCUCCUAGACACCUGCCCAGAGGUAAGCUGCAACCUCUACCCGUUCCUCAACGGCCAUGGUCGCACCUGUCGGUGGAUUUUUUGACUGAUCUUCCACCUUCACAGGGUUACACCACGAUCCUGGUCGUUGUGGAUCGGUUUUCAAAGUCCUGUCGUCUCCUCCCUUUGCCCGGUCUCCCUACGGCCUUACAAACUGCAGAGGCCCUGUUUACACACGUUUUCCGGCACUAUGGGGUGCCUGAGGAUAUAGUGUCUGAUCGGGGUCCCCAGUUCACAUCAAGGGUCUGGAAGGCGUUUAUGGAGCGUCUGGGGAUCUCGGUUAGUCUUACCUCAGGUUUUCACCCCGAGAGUAAUGGGCAGGUGGAGAGAGUUAACCAGGAUGUGGGUAGGUUUCUGCGGUCUUAUUGCCAGGAUCGGCCGGGGGAGUGGGCGAAGUUCGUGCCCUGGGCAGAGAUGGCUCAGAACUCGCUACGUCACUCCUCCACUAACCUUACUCCCUUUCAAUGUGUAUUAGGGUAUCAGCCGGUUCUGGCUCCUUGGUAUCAGAGCCAGACCGAGGCCCCUGCGGUGGACAAUUGGUUUCGGCACGCUGCGGAAACCUGGGAGGCAGCCCACUAUGCGUGACAUUCUGUGUCCUGUGCAUGUGACAAAUUUACUUGUAUUUGAUAUCAAAUCAAAUUUUAUUUGUCACAUACACAUGGCUGGUGUGUUUACCAGAGAUGGUAAUGUGAACAACAUAACCUGCACCAAAGUCAGAUUAGGAUAUAGGCCAAGGACUCCCUUAUUGUAGACUACUACGGUUACCAUAUUUAGCCUUGAAAACUUUGGUUGUUUACUACACUACUCACUCUGUUUAGCACAUGGCCUCACAUGUGAAUCUUUAAAGAGAUGGGUGGGGCUAAAGCUUAAGAGGGUGUGAACGAUGCUGAAUGGGUGUAGACAAAGAAGAGCUCUCCAGUUGGCAUACCAAAACAUUCAAGGGGCAUUUUCUCCAAAGUGGGGUUACAAGUUUAUGAACAUUCAAAGCAGAAUUAGUUUCCAUUUUCCCUCAACUGUAGUGUAUGAUAUACCAUUUGUAGCUCUGAGUGUCUACUUUUAUCCAAUGUAAAAAAAACAAUUUCAAAUUUUGCUACAUUGGACUGAAUCCAGGUGGUGGGUCACAAAUGUGAACAUGAUGAAUAGCUAACGCUGUGCCCUAGGAACUAGUUUAUGACACACUGACUUAAAAGGGUAGUGUGUGAAAAAGGCCUUCUAAACGUCAGGACGGUGAUGUCAGAGAGUUGACAUGUUUCUUUCCUGUCGGAAAACACUCUUUCUCUUGCAGGCCAUAGAAUAAGGAGUUGAGGUUCAUAUAAGCCCUCUGUGGUAGAACCCUGUAUGACGUGGAAUCAGUAGAGCUCUCCAAACCCACACUUCCCACAGCCAGCUCCUACUCCAUUCAGAUGGGAUCAUUCCUAGCAGUGUCCACCAGGGUCACCCCCUCCCCCAGUCACCAUGACAAUACAGGAGGAGAAGGAACGUGCAUACAGCAGCAUCAUCAUCACACUCCUGUGCUGCAGCUUAAAUCCAAUCAGAUUCACAGUCAGUGAUGGGAGAUACUUAAGGAAUGGAAGGAACCUCACGAAUCAUAUAUAAGCAAUGUUAUGAAAUAAAUUCAAGGUAUAGUCCUGACAGACUAAA